AUGCCGCGCACGCUGAUUCCGUCCCGCUACCAGCCCGGACCCUUGGAAUCCUCGCAGUGGAGCCUGAAAAGGGCGUACCGCAGAUCCCUUGGCGUGAAUGCUCUAAACUGGUCCCUGUCCGUACAGCGGUCGAUUAAAACAUUUGGGUUUGGCCUCAGGGCAGACUCUUGUCCUGUUAUUAUGCCUGCAACACAGCGAUCCAGAAGUCUCUCCCAAAGCCCUGAGCCUUCAUCAAAUAAGAGCAGCAGUUGCUCUACGCCGCCAAAAAGGGGUAAAGCAGGCAACAAGGACGCCGAAUGGUCCGAGGUCACAGACCCCGAAGAGAGGAGGCGGAUACAGAAUCGCAUUGCACAACGCAAGUUCCGUGGCAAAGUUAAAGAGCAAAAAGAGAGAGCAGAGCGUGAAGCAAAAGACAAAGAACAUGCCGGCAACAGCUAUCGCAUUCCCGAGCCAGACGAUGUGGACAGAGAGCCAGAGCCAUCAGGCCUUCCGUGGGGCAGUGUGAGCCUGAGCCAUAUCGUAUCUCGGGGACAUGAGGCCGAAAGCCGCAAGAGUAGCGGGCAGGGAACAUACCUAGAAGACAGCUUUGUCGCUAGGAAUUACUCCUCGUCUUUCAGCUCUGAGGUGCGCCAGACUGCCAGUUAUAGCAGCGGCGGAGCCAACGACGGCUACCCGGACGAGAAUACCUACGUCUAUGAUGGGCCUACUUUUGGUCAAUCCUAUCCCAUGCUUUCCUGA
Messenger RNA from Trichoderma aggressivum f. europaeum, 738 nucleotides. RefSeq lists its product as uncharacterized. NCBI's taxonomy places the organism in Eukaryota, Fungi, Ascomycota, Sordariomycetes, Hypocreales, Hypocreaceae. The record is from RefSeq and is a predicted model, not a curated record. The coding region runs from base 1 to 738 and encodes 245 amino acids. The transcript has 3 exons. Gene Ontology annotation, molecular function: DNA-binding transcription factor activity. Gene Ontology annotation, biological process: regulation of DNA-templated transcription.